Messenger RNA from Paramecium sonneborni, 1492 nucleotides. The record is from the annotation of a GenBank genome assembly. Lineage: Eukaryota; Ciliophora; Oligohymenophorea; Peniculida; Parameciidae.
AUGCUUCGUCUAGCUUUUAAGCAAUUAUCACGUCAAUCAUUCUUGUAAAAAAUGAAAAUUUACGAACUAUUAUUUGAAAGAGGUUUAAAAUUCUACAAACAUAGUACAAAAUAAAAUUUAAUACUAUAUAGAUCAAUAUCAUAAUGCAUUAGAUUAAUUUGAGAUUUGUAUGUCAAUAUUUGUAGAAGCCAAAAAGUCAAAACGAUGGGAGGACACAAAGUUUGAAGAUUUAAAUUGUAUACGUUGUCCUUAAUAAUAAUAAAUAAAAGGUACAUAUUUUUAAUUAAGUUUGUUUUUAAGACCUAUGGAAGAAAUUGUUUGAAUUGAUGGGUAAAUGCUAUUAUGUUUUACAUUAAAAAGCUGCUUGUAUCAAAAUGUGUGAUUAUUGGUAAUAAUUAAAUCCUUUAUGUGCAAGUGCUUUUAUUUUAAGAGCAUAGGUACUCAAUUUUUAGAUAAAUUAGUCUCGGUUUUUAUCAGAGCCAAUAACAUAAUUAGAUUGUCAUAUGAUUUGUAAAGAUUUAAAAUUCGCAUAAUAAUUGGAUCCUCUCAAUGAAGAUUUAGCAAGAGUUAAUGAUAUGGUUAAAGCACAAUUAUAGAAAUUUGAAGAAUAUUAUGAUAGUGAUAAAGAACUCUAUCCUCAAUAUUUUGAUGAUAUUUCUUAAUAAAAUGAUGAAGAAGAUUUAUCAUAAGAUUUCAUGGCCUAGUUGAUAUAGCAAGAUAAUGAUUAAGAGCUUAGUUAUGAAUAAGAUCCUAAAAAGCCAAUUCCUAUAGAAGUUUAAGAAUUAGGAAGAUUUAUUGAAACAAGAGGAAUGGAUAUAGUGAAAACUUAUUAAUAGAAUGGAUAAUUGAAAGAAGCAGAAGACUUAAAGGAUAAACUUUAAAAGGCAUUAAUAGCAAAAUAAUAAUUAGAGAAAAUCUCAUAAUUAGAUUUUAACAAGCCUAAGAAAGUAAAGUUUACAUCAAUUUAAGAAAUUAUAUUAAUUUGCUCAAAACUUUGGUAUAGAUUUAUUGGAUCCCUAAGUGUAGAGUGAGUUUAAAAGAAUUUAAGAACAAAACUUGGAAGAAAUUCGAGAAUGGCUGAAGUAGAAUCAAUGGAAUUAUAUUGAUAAAGCAACAUAAAUUUAACAGUAAGAAAAAGCUAGAUAAGAAUUAGCCAAAUUAUAAUUUAAAAGAAAAACUAUCCCUUAAAAAGUAAAUUUAAUUAUUAAUAUAUAAUCUCAGCAUUCUAAACAUAAAUGUUUAAAGAAAACUUAAUUUGGUUUAUCACUUUAGUAAAAUAAUUCAAGCUCUCCUUCUAUGAUAAAUACUACUCAAUCAGUAUUUGAAUAGAAAAAUUCUGUUUUUGAUAAUAAAAGUAUUUAUUUAAAUAAGUCACAUAGCUUCAGAUGAAGAUAUACAGAUUUGUAGUAUUAAUUGUUUCAUCAACUUCUCUAUUCUACUCUUAGCUGUGUUCACAAUCUUAUCAACAAUAUAUUAUUAAUUCUUAGGAUGA